AGUUAAUAUAUCGUUGAUUUAUCAAAUCCCCCCAUUCAAUUCACACGCUCUAUUUCUUUUUCAUUUCUUCGUCUUCAACCGAAUGAUUCCAAAUCAUUAUUAGUAGUACGAACAAUUACAAUUUCGAUAAAUCGAACUCAAAUUUGUGGGUUUUUUCGAUUCGGGUUUUCUUUAUUACAUUUGAUUUGGCAUUUUUGCCUUGACUGGAAUGAUUGAUCAUAACAAUGGCGAUGGCAAGGAGGCCGAUUAAUCCAUCUCAAAGAGUUUCGGGUGUUGGAGGAGGAGCUGGCCCAUAUUCGAAGUCGCAUCUUUCUAAAUCACGAUCUUCUCCAUUAUCGAUUGCGCUUGUUGUCGGUGCGGCAUUCCUUGUCAUCUUCUAUUUCUAUCGUGGGUCAGGUUCGUUCUUUUUUCUUUUGGGUUGUGUUUGAUGUUUUGCUUACUUGGAACAUUUCGUGUUCUUCCUUAAUUCUUCCUUUUGAUUGCUCAUUUCGUGAUUGAAUGUUUCAUAUAUAUGACUUCAGAGCAUAUUUUUUAAAUCUUGAAUGGAAAAAGGUUUGUCUCCCCUCAAGGAAAGGAUAAAGUUACUUUAGAUUUCAGGUGUAGUCUUAGCAUUUGUCGCCAGUACGGAAAGUGUGUGUGUCAGAGUAAAAAGGGUUUGAUGAUGACUAGCGUGACUUUCAGUGUGGAGAGCCAUAAUUUUCUGAUCUUAUGUUAUUGAGAACUUCGAAUGUGGACUUUGUUUUCAUUUCUGAGUGUAUUUUUCUUCCUUGGCCGACACUGGGAAACUAUAUUUGCUUUGCAGGUGGUCUUGGAAUCAAAGGAGCAGUCAACAGAGUUGAAGGCGAUUUCUCAUGUACCUUUGAGGUUGAACGGGCUAUUCCCUUUUUAAAGCAGGCCUAUGGUGAUAGCAUGCACAAGGUUUUGCAUGUUGGCCCUGAUACUUGCUCAGUGGUUUCUACGCUUUUAAGAGAGGAGGAGACAGAAGCUUGGGGAGUGGAACCAUAUGAUAUAGAGGAUGCUGAUCAUAACUGCAAGAGCCUUGUCCGCAAGGGCCUUGUUCGUGUGGCUGACAUAAAAUUUCCUCUUCCAUACAGAGCGAAAUCAUUUUCGCUUGUGCUUGUCUCAGAUGCUCUAGAAUACUUGUCUCCGAAAUAUUUGAACAAGACGCUUCCUGAAUUGGCUAGGGUUUCCGCUGAUGGCCUUAUCAUUUUUACUGGCUACCCCCAGCAUCAUAAAAUCAAAGCCGUGGAUAAAUUCAAAGUUGGCCGAUCUGCUAAACUUAGAAGCGCAGCCUGGUGGUUUCGGUACUUUGUUCAGUUAAGUUUGGAGGAGAAUGAGGCUGCUGUCAAGAAAUUUGAUCAAGCUGCGGCGAAAGGGUCCUACAAUCCGAGUUGCCAGAUUUUUCACCUCAAAUCAUACCAAUAGUGUUAUGUCGGUUCUCUUACCACACAGAAUAUCAGGUUCUUGAACACUUAAACAGUGACCACUGUAAUGACACAAAUCACCGGCUUACUGUUAUGCUCGGUGACCUAUAGAGUCGCUCGUCGAGAGAUUUCUCGCUCAAGGCAUUGUGAAACAUAAUCAACUACAUCUAUUACACAUUUUAAGUUUCUAAUUUACGUAGAAAAUUCAGCGCAACUUAUUUGUUUCUGAAUUCGGA
Messenger RNA from Oldenlandia corymbosa var. corymbosa, 1660 nucleotides. NCBI's taxonomy places the organism in Eukaryota, Viridiplantae, Streptophyta, Magnoliopsida, Gentianales, Rubiaceae. The record is from the annotation of a GenBank genome assembly.